Molecule: messenger RNA, 603 nt
Organism: Cladophialophora immunda
Lineage: Eukaryota; Fungi; Ascomycota; Eurotiomycetes; Chaetothyriales; Herpotrichiellaceae
Exons: 2
Coding region: 1-603 (200 amino acids)
Molecular function (GO): hydrolase activity
Source: RefSeq, a predicted model, not a curated record
AUGGCUUCUCGACAGACCCCAAAGCCUGUGGGAAGGCCAUCCAUCGCGCCAUCAAUCUUCCCAUUCUUGAAGCUGUAUCCCCAGUUGCAUCUGGGAGAGCUUGACGGCUUCACUCAGAGCGGAAGCACCAUCUCGCAAUCUUUGGAUUCCACGCCCUUCCGGACAACAAGCAAGCCCCGAUUAGCACAAUGGAAUUCCGCAGGCGGCAACAUGACAGAGGCAGUGGCUGUGCGGCGACGUGACGAAGGCAGGAAGAACAUGGCCGGACAGCUGCUCUUGAGUCCUGAAUCAAGGGUGCUGUUCGACACGCCGGCCGCCAAAGAGAACAACACGGGGCCUCUGUCUCGAGAAGCGUAUCCGCCUAGCCACAUGUACAUCAGUUCCGGCAAGCAGAGCGUCGACUUCCUCAAAGGCGAGCCGGAGGUCGUGUUGUUCACCUGCGGAUUCGACCCGCUAAGGGAUGCCGGGGUCGAAUAUGGUAGCAAGCUGCACGAGGCUGAUGUAGCUGUUCGUUGGCAUAAUUAUCCUGACUUGACCCAUGGAUUCUUGCAGAUGGCACCGGUGUCGGAGAAGGAUGACUGCCUCCGUCGCCGCCGAACUUAA